This is a messenger RNA of Daldinia loculata, 2343 nucleotides long. Its product is annotated as DNA replication factor C-like protein. Gene Ontology annotation, molecular function: L-glutamate N-acetyltransferase activity, acting on acetyl-CoA as donor; ATP binding; ATP hydrolysis activity. NCBI's taxonomy places the organism in Eukaryota, Fungi, Ascomycota, Sordariomycetes, Xylariales, Hypoxylaceae. Gene Ontology annotation, biological process: DNA replication; L-arginine biosynthetic process; L-ornithine biosynthetic process. The transcript is spliced from 4 exons. Gene Ontology annotation, cellular component: mitochondrial matrix. The record is from RefSeq and is a predicted model, not a curated record. Bases 1 to 2343 code for a protein of 780 amino acids.
AUGGCUCUUCAAAGCUCGUUGUGUCGGGUUUCCAGCCAAUUGCGUCAAUUGACCACCAAAGUCCCGGGUGCUCGUUUCUACUCAGCUCCUGUCAGUGGAAGCAUUCCUGCUGCAAAGAGGAAAUAUGUCCCAACUAGCGGUACUUAUCCGCAAGGAUUCAAGGUUUCGGGAACGAUAGUUGGUGUUAAGCCAAAAAAUACAACCAAACCCGACCUUGCUUUCAUCACCUCAAGCACACCAUGUGCUGCAGCGGCCGUCUUCACCAAGAACAAGUUCCAAGCUGCACCGGUAACUUUCAGCCGGUCGCUGCUCCAGGAGCAGAAAAACUCUGGGAUUAGAGGUGUUAUUAUCAAUUCGGGAUGUGCAAAUGCCGUAACUGGAAAGGGUGGCCUUGAAGAUGCUGAAAAGAUGGCGAGAGAGGCCGAUAAGGCACUGGGAGCUGACAAGGCAACAAUCGUGAUGAGUACCGGCGUGAUUGGCCAAAGGUUACCGAUUCAGAAAAUCUUGGAUGGGGUUCCCAAAGCCUACGAAGGGCUUGGCGAUACCCAUAAACACUGGCUAACAUGUGCCACAGCUAUCUGCACGACAGAUACAUUCCCUAAAUUGAUCUCAAAAACUUUCAGUCUACCGUCUUCGCCAUCAGUAGAGUACCGCAUUGCUGGAACGACUAAAGGCGCUGGGAUGAUUCACCCGAAUAUGGCAACGCUCUUAGGUGUCAUCGCCACCGAUGCUCCCAUUUCACCCUCUAUCAUCCCGCCUAUUCUCAAGUAUGCUGUAGAUCGGUCUUUUAAUAGCAUCACAAUUGACGGAGACACGUCUACCAAUGACACGGUUGCUUUACUGGCAAACGGUGCUGCAGGAGGUCAGGGGGUAACUACGGAAGAUUCGGCCGAUUUUAUCGCAUUCCGAGAUGUUGUCACUGACUUCGCGACUGACUUGGCUAAGCUCGUCGUGCGGGAUGGCGAAGGUGCUACCAAAUUCGUUACCAUCCGGGUAACUGAGUCUUCAAGCGAAGAGGGUGCUCGAAAGAUCGCCAGCACCAUUGCAAGAUCACCUCUUGUCAAAACAGCGCUCUACGGCAAAGACGCUAACUGGGGUCGAAUCCUCUGCGCUACUGGUUACUCACUAAUCAGCGAGCCUGGACAAGCCGUCAAUGACGUGGCGGAAAUAAUACCCGAGAAAACCAAUGUGUCUUUCGUCCCCACAGACGGGAGCCCGGAGCUGAAGCUCCUCGUCAACGGCGAGCCGGAAAUUGUCGAUGAGACCCGAGCAGCGGAGAUUCUCGAGUUUGAGGACCUCGAGAUCCUCGUGAGAUUGGGAACCGGUAAGAAGGAGGCUACUUACUGGACCUGCGAUUAUAGUCACGAGUACAUGGUAGAAAAAUAUAGGCCUGUCUUCCUUGACGAUGUAGUAGGAAAUACAGAGACGAUCGAACGGCUCAAGAUUAUUGCGAAAGAUGGAAAUAUGCCUCACGUUAUCAUAUCUGGAAUGCCCGGUAUUGGAAAGACGACGAGCGUACUAUGUCUGGCCCGCCAACUGCUCGGAGACUCCUAUAAGGAGGCAGUGCUGGAACUCAAUGCGAGUGAUGAGCGAGGUAUCGACGUGGUUCGAAACCGAAUCAAAGGCUUUGCUCAGAAGAAAGUCACGCUACCAGCAGGCCGACACAAAAUCGUAAUCCUCGACGAGGCCGACAGCAUGACUUCGGGUGCACAACAAGCGCUGCGGCGUACGAUGGAGAUCUAUUCCAACACGACGCGGUUUGCCUUCGCCUGUAACCAGUCGAACAAGAUCAUCGAACCGCUACAGUCUCGAUGCGCGAUCCUACGAUACGGGCGAUUAACGGACGCACAGGUAGUCAAGCGGUUGCUACAGGUUAUCGAGGCGGAGAAAGUACAGUACAGCGACGACGGGCUAGCAGCGCUCGUGUUUAGCGCCGAGGGCGAUAUGCGGCAGGCCAUCAACAACUUACAGAGCACACACGCUGGUUUCGGCUUCGUCAGCGGCGACAACGUGUUCAAGGUCGUUGAUAGCCCCCACCCUAUAAAAGUCCAGGCCAUGCUUAAGGCCUGCUAUGAGGGCAACGUGGAUAGUGCCCUAGAUACUCUCCGCGAGCUGUGGGAUCUUGGAUACUCCAGCCAUGAUAUCAUAUCUACUAUGUUCAAGGUCACCAAGACUAUACCCACCCUCAGCGAACACUCCAAGCUAGAGUUUAUCCGCGAGAUCGGCUUCACCCACAUGAAGAUCCUCGAAGGUGUCCAGACCCUACUACAGCUGAGCGGGUGUGUCGCCCGGCUAUGCAAGAUUAAUAUGGACCCGAAGCGUUUUGAGACCAAGGCAAAAUGA